UUGAGACUUCAUUUACUUCACUGACAACAGUCCAUAACAGACCCCAGCACUGGUCACCAAGCAGUCUCGAUUCUCUCAAACUUUCGUUUUUCUCCUAAAUUUUCUCUUGCAAAUCAUCAUAUUUCUUCCUCUAUUACUGGUAGCUUCACCGGCACCGCCUCAUGGACAAGAAUUUAAGCCCACACAUCGACCCAAAGAGUGGUUUCAAUUCCAUUACCAAGACCUUUCACAGUCUCAGACCUCCCAUUGAUCUUCCUCAAGAACACACUCCGCUCUCAGCUGCUGAAUACGCUUUCUCACUGCUAGCCAAGUCUCCAUGGCCUCAUCAUGAAUCCCUGGCUUUAAUCAACUCCCUCACUGCUCAAAGUAUUUCCUACUCUGAGUUCACUCGCAGAACAAAGUGCCUGGCCGCUUAUUUGCAGAAAGUAAGCCGGCUAUCCAAAAACGACACCGCUUUUAUACUCUCUCCGAUCUCCAUCCAAGUACCGAUCCUCUACUUUUCCCUUCUCUCACUAGGUGUAGUCAUCUCUCCGGCUAACCCUCUCAGCACUCAGUCAGAGAUUUCUCGCCUAGUUCAGUUAUCGAAGCCUGUGAUUGCAUUCGCCACGUCAUCAACUGUUCACAAACUCCCUAAACUCAAACACCAGACAAUCCUGAUCGAUUCUUCUGAAUUCGAGUCCAUGAUGAUGAGUGCAAAACAUGAAUUUGAUCACGUUAAAGUUAGACAAUCCGAUUUGGCAACGAUCAUGUACUCCUCCGGAACAACCGGAAAUGUCAAGGGAGUGAUGUUGACUCAUAGAAACUUAAUAGCGCAAGUUGCGAGCUCGUAUGCAUCUCGGCAAGAGCGACAGUCCCCAUUAGUUACGUUGUAUACGAUGCCCUAUUUUCACAUGAUCGGUUUCAUUUUCAGUCUGAGAUCGGUGGCGUUGAGUGAGACAGUGAUGGUGAUGGAGAGUUUUGAUUUAAAGAAGAUGUUGAAGGCUGUAGAGGAGUUUAGGGUAACACGCUUGGUUUUUCCCCGACCGGUGGUUGUAGCAUUGUCAAAGGGUGGUUUAACGGACGGCUAUGAUUUGAGCUCAGUCGAGACUGUAGUAAGUGGCGCAGCUCCACUUGGAAAGGAUGCCAUUGCAGCAUUUACCGCGAGAUUCCCAAAAAUCGUGUUAGGUCAGGGUUACGGAUUGACCGAAACGGCUGGAGGGAUUUUUUUGACAAAAGGUCCAGAAGAAGCAAAGCCCUGGGGCUCAACAGGGAGGCUUUCGGGGAGUUUUGAAGCAAAAAUUGUGGAUCCAGAAAUGGGUGAAGCCUUUCCUCCUUGCAAAGAAGGGGAACUGUGGGUUAAAGGCCCCUCUGUAAUGAAAGGCUACCUUGGGGACGAGGAGUCAACUUCUGCUACUUUGUUAUCUAAUGGGUGGUUGAAGACAGGUGAUAUAUGCUACAUUAAUGAGGAUGGUUUCCUUUUUGUGGUGGAUAGACUCAAGGAACUAAUUAAAUACAGGGGAUAUCAGGUGGCUCCAGCAGAACUAGAGCAACUGCUUAUUUCUCACCCAGACAUAAUUGAUGCUGCAGUAAUAGGAUACCCAGAUAAAGAAUCCGGUGAAGUACCAAUGGCUUUUGUGGUAAGACAGCCCCAAAGCACCCUUAGCGAAGCAGAAAUCAUGGAUUUUGUUGCUAAACAGGUUGCACCAUACAAGAAAAUAAGGCGUGUAGCGUUUUUCAAUUCCAUACCCAAGAGUGCGGCGGGCAAAAUUUUGAGAAGAGAGCUGAGAAAAGUUUCUGCGAAACCGGGGACUUUUUCAAAGCUGUAAUCUUUCUAAUUUGUAAUAUUGAUCAAAUAUCAGGCCUUUCAGGUCAUCAUCUUCCACAUUCAAUUUGUGUAUGGUAUUAUUGAUGUCUUCUGUUUUUAUUGUACUAUUGAUUAAUGGCUUGGAAA
Messenger RNA from Mangifera indica (mango), 1930 nucleotides. RefSeq names its product 4-coumarate--CoA ligase-like 9. Gene Ontology annotation, molecular function: CoA-ligase activity. The coding region runs from base 162 to 1805 and encodes 547 amino acids. Lineage: Eukaryota; Viridiplantae; Streptophyta; Magnoliopsida; Sapindales; Anacardiaceae. The record is from RefSeq and is a predicted model, not a curated record. The transcript is spliced from 6 exons.